Pichia kudriavzevii is the source of this 732-nucleotide messenger RNA. RefSeq lists its product as uncharacterized. NCBI's taxonomy places the organism in Eukaryota, Fungi, Ascomycota, Pichiomycetes, Pichiales, Pichiaceae. The transcript has a single exon. The record is from RefSeq and is a predicted model, not a curated record. Bases 1 to 732 code for a protein of 243 amino acids.
AUGGUAGGUAUAGGAAAUCCACUCAAACAGUUAAAAAAAAGGCUAGCUAUGGAAUUUGGUGCUGAUUUCGGUCGACAUGAAAAUCAUCUUUAUCGAUUUGUCACACACCUCGUUCCUUAUAAGAGUAAGCUGACUAAUUAUUGGGCACUUCUUUUAUCGUUACGCAAGGCACACUGUAAGCAAAACAAACCAAUGACUACAGAACAACCUCCCACCCAGAGAAACAAACUACUAGGUCUAGGAAUCUUUGCGGCUGCAACAGUAGGGUUAUACUUAUACACUAAAGCAAGGCCGGGAAAGGCUAAUCUGCCUUAUGUGUAUCCUACGGAGCAAGCUUUAGCCACUGGUCGAGUAUUCCAGACAGUAUAUACACCUCAGGAGUUUGAACUAUUGCUCAGCAGUCCUGCAGCCCUAAAUGGAACGAUGUUUGUCAGUUUUGUCAGGCUCGGUGGAGGACCAAGUAAUUCCAUGGCUACCAAUUUGUGGGACAUUGUUAGUAGGGUCGAAACCCCAAACACGAGCACAGUGGCCGUUGAACUGAUGGGUGGAAGAAUGGAAGAAAUUGCUAACAGAUACGUUGUAAACAAAGUUCCGUCUGUUGUUGCUUUAAAGAAAACGUUGCCUUACGAUACCUACGUUGAUCCAGCAGUGAGGAAUAGCAAUACUGAAGUCAAUGAAAUCGACAGGGAGAAACUACAAGAAUGGGUAGAAAAUGUUCUCACAAGAAGGUAG